This is a messenger RNA of Trichomonas vaginalis G3, 1767 nucleotides long. RefSeq lists its product as uncharacterized. The record is from RefSeq and is a predicted model, not a curated record. The transcript has a single exon. Bases 1 to 1767 code for a protein of 588 amino acids. Lineage: Eukaryota; Parabasalia; Trichomonadida; Trichomonadidae.
AUGGAAUCGCGUUGUUUUGGUCGAAAUACAAGAAGAUUGCAUCAGCAAGUUAAAAGUCAGAAGUUAAUGGACAUAGCUAUGCUUCCAUGUUACAAGCAAACUUUAGAAGAAGGAAGAAAAAUCCUUGAAGAUUGCUUCUUGAAUAUGAAAAAGCAACUUAUGUACGUGUACAAUGCUAUGAAAAAACCACAAAAUGGAAUACAAAUUGCAUUUACAGAAAGCUCUGACAAAAAAGAAAUUGAUUUUUCCAUUAAGAACGAUAGGCCGACAGAUAUUAAAAUAUACAGCCUAUAUCCAUCCCUUUACGGAUUUUUCGCUAUUGGGAAUAGCUGCAACAAGUUUUUGGAACAUUUAGCAGAAGCACUCACAAAAGAAGCUGACCAAAAAGACGAAGCCAAGAUUCUUAUCAGAUCAACAAUGGUAACACCCCUCUUCCUAGAUUUCAUCGACAAUAUCUUCAGUCCUUUUAUUUCGAUCCAAAAUUCAAAGAAUAAAGUCAAACUUGAAGAAUUCGAGGGCUUAUGCAUUAAAUACAAGGAUGAUAUCCCAUAUAUUACAUACAAAAUCUUGUUUGGCCAAGAUUUCCAAGUGUUAAAUGAAAAAAGGAAUUCUAUUAAGACGUACUUCAUUGAAUUCCUCAAAGUACUACUUACUACAUAUUUCAAAGCUCCCUCGGAACUAACUGACUUUCUCGAUAAAAAUCAAACAGAAUUCUUUGAUUUUCUUAAAAAUAGCGAGCCAAAUUACGAACCCAAGACUCUUUUCUUAAACGAACAAGAAGAGCACGCUUUCAAUAACCAAGAUCAAAAUACAAUUGACAACAUUUUCAUUUUAGCUGAUUUCGAGCUCAAUGGCUCCAAAUCACCCCAACAAAUCAAAGAUGUUACAUUCUAUCGCUGCAAGUUCAAAACAGCAGAUCCUCCCGGUGCAACAUCUAAAGCAUCGAAAGCUCGUCAGCUUUUCCUGGAUUCCGACGUAUUACCUGUAGUCCGCGAUGGAGUCGAAGUCGAUUUCCAGUCAUAUUACGUCAGAAAUCGCGGUCUUCUUUCGAAAUUGGGAGAUAGAGAAACAUAUUUCAAGGAAAUCAGAGACACAGAAGGUUGCAGGUUGUCAUAUAUCACUUACAGCAAGAUCUGCAACAUUCCAAUCAAGCAACUGAUUGAAAUAAGGAAGAAAAUUGAUAAAUCUUUGGAAAGAAAGGAGAAAAACCUUUGCAAUGUCAAUAUCAAUUACUCCAAUCAUCCGACAUAUGGUUACUACAACGAUUUACUCCUUUGUUCCAUCCAAAACACGGAUUUCAACAAAAUCAUUCCGGAAGCAUUCAAAUUUUCACCGAAAAACAGCGAUUUCAAUGCUUUCGAAUACGAUCUGAAGAAACAAGCUACAGAUGAGAAAGAUAUUAUCCACAAAUACUACUCUUACAAGGUAUUGUACAAAGCAUUGAUUUGCGAACAAGAUCCAAAGAAGAUUUACAGGUAUCUAUUAAUUCUCAAGAAUUUCCAGGAUAUGGAAAAAGAAGAAGACAUUAGAUAUAACUCUCCUGGAAUUUUGUACAUGGCUUUGAAGGAUGUAUACAUAAAGAAAGAUCAGCCUCCUCAAUUCAUCGCAAAUUUGGUUCAUGCUGCAGAAUUCGCGAAAAGUUGCAACCAAAUAAAGCACUACAACGAGGCAAUGAUGUACACAUUCCUGUUUGGAAUAAACUUCACAAUUCCAAGCUUCCCUGACUUUAUUAAAUCAAUAACUAAUGGUUCUCUCAAUGAAAAAUGA